AUGAAGUUCUCCGUCUCCCUCUCCACUCUCGUCAUGGCCGUGGCCGCCUCUGCCGCCAAGUGCCCGGCUCCCGGCGAGACCAACAACCUCGGCUACGGCUGCAACCCGGCCCACACCUACCCCGAUGGCCAGACCUGCCAGCUCGUCGACGGCUGCAACAUCCUCGAGCAGGCUGCCAAGGUCGCCGCUGCUGCCGCGUGCCCCGCCCUCGGCGAGACCAACGACCUCGGCUACGGCUGCAACCCGGCCCACACCUACCCUGACGGCCAGGUCUGCCAGCUGAUCGACGGCUGCAACGUCAUCCCCCCCAGCUCUUAA
This is a messenger RNA of Geosmithia morbida, 318 nucleotides long. RefSeq lists its product as uncharacterized. Bases 1 to 318 code for a protein of 105 amino acids. Lineage: Eukaryota; Fungi; Ascomycota; Sordariomycetes; Hypocreales; Bionectriaceae. The transcript has a single exon. The record is from RefSeq and is a predicted model, not a curated record.